Messenger RNA from Entamoeba histolytica HM-1:IMSS, 414 nucleotides. RefSeq lists its product as uncharacterized. The record is from RefSeq and is a predicted model, not a curated record. Lineage: Eukaryota; Evosea; Mastigamoebida; Endamoebidae. The transcript is spliced from 2 exons. The coding region runs from base 1 to 414 and encodes 137 amino acids.
AUGUCAAAAACAUAUGUCUAUAUACCUAAAUCUAAAAGAAAGCCUAAAGAAACUGAAGAUGAAGAUGGGUUUCAAUCUGUUAGUAAAGGAAAAGUAGCUACAAAGUAUUCUUCAAGAAAUGAGUCACCAUACCAAAAGAAGCAACAAGUAAAAGGUUCAUAUCAUCCCACUCCAAAAUCAUUCAAACAAUCUCCUGAUUCAAUUAAAUACCAAAGAGAGUUUAUUCAAGGAACUGAAAUUGAAAAUAAAAUAUUUAAUGAAUAUAAAGCACAAAAAAAAAUUGCUUUAGAUAACUUUCUUUUUUUAUAUUCAAAAGAAUUACAAAGUAAACCUAUUACAAUUAGUAAUGAGUAUGUAUUUGAAUACCGUUCAUCUGUUGAAAGUCAAAAAAGUAAAGAGAUUGAAGUUCAAUAA